Molecule: messenger RNA, 6251 nt
Organism: Cuscuta epithymum
Lineage: Eukaryota; Viridiplantae; Streptophyta; Magnoliopsida; Solanales; Convolvulaceae
Source: the annotation of a GenBank genome assembly
CUGAAGAAGCCAAUUUUGGUUUUUUCAAUUUGAUUUUGCUAAAGUAAAAUGCAUAUUUAAAAGAAGCCAAUUUUAACCAUUUAGUGCAUUUUAGUCUUGCUGAAUUAAAUCUAAGGCCGGACCUGUACGUACUAAAACAGCAAGAAUCGUGUCUAAUCAUGUCUCAGUAAUUCAGUAUGGACGGCUAUAAGUCUACGACACGUUUGGAAACGUUAAAAAUUGGUUAUAAUAAUUGAACUAGUGUAACACCCGGGCAUGCUCCAGUAGUGUUAAUUUCAUAUGGGUCAAAUGUCAAAUAGUAAUAAACAUUGUGGGGAAAAAACUACUACGUAUUAAAUUUGUGAAAUAUUCAUAAGAUAUGAUUAAAAAAAUUGGCCACAAUCGAUUUCUUUUAUGAGCUAACCCACCACCAUGAAUACGGGUGAUGAAUCAACAUCUUUAGGAGAAUAAAUUUGUAAUUACAUUGUGAUUUAUUUACUUAUUGUUGUCACGAUUAAUCUUGUUUCCAGCAAUUGGAAUUGGGAAUAUGUGGAGUUUUUAAUUUUACAUUAUUUUGGAUAUUCACGUGUAUUAUUGGUGUUGUACGAAUGUACGAUCAAAGUCAUGUUUACGUGACCUAAAGUUCCAUUAUUUAAAAAUUUUGGUCUUGAAUUAGAGUCUCACUCAAAUGUGUAAUAUUAUUUUUGUAUGAAUAGAAUCCUAUUAUGCGUUAUUAUUACGUGUAUUAUAGUCUCAUUAUUCAAAGAAUUUGAUCUUGUACAAUUAUUUAGGAAACUAAAUUUAUACAGUAUUUAUUCCGAGAAAUAUACACUAUGAAUAUGGUUGAUAUUAGAAGUUGUUAUAUUAGUCUGAUAUGAAUAUUUACGAUCUAAAGUUUUUAAGAUCUGGUUUGAUCUAAUCUGAAUUUUUCCUGAUCUUGUAUGAUCCCGCGUAAUAAAUCUUUCUGUUCUGAUCUAAAUCUCUCUUAUGUAAUCUGAGCUCUUCAAAUUUUGACCUGAUUUGAAAUUCCGAUCUAAUCUAAACGCUUUUAUGUGAUUGAGUGUUUAUUAGUAUUAUUAAGUUAUUAUUAUGAUUAUCAUUGUCAUUAUUAUCAUCAUUAUAACUACAAUUAUAAAUAUAAUUAUAAAUACAAUUAUAACUAUAAUUAUAAUAUCAUUUUAUUGUCGUUAUAAUUAUCCUAAUUUUUAUAUUUAUGAUUAUCAUCAUAGGUUCAAUAAUAUGAAGUAUUACUAUUAUAAUUAGAUUACAUAUAUCAACAAUCAGAGGCGUAGUCAGGGCAUUGGGCCGGACUUGACCGAACCAAAAAAUUUGUUUAGAAACUAUUUCACACGGAAUUUUUCACCUUAAAAAUUAAGACAUUUUUUAAUUUGGGGUGGGUCAGGGAUGUCGGCAACACUAUACCUCCGCCCCUUCCAACAACCUACACUUUUAUAAUAAUAAUCAUUUAUAAAUAUUGAUCAUGAUAAAAUUACAUUAAUAGUAAUAUUUCAAUUAAAUAAUAAUUUUAUCAUUGACAAUAAUCAUAGUAGUAAUAUAUGAUGUUUUAUGAAUAACAAUAACAUACAAAAAAAGAUUAUAGAAUAACAUCAUUCAUAAUUAAUUUUAACAAAAGCAACAUACACUAAUAACCUACAUAAAUAUUAAGAUUAGUUAGCAAUCAUCAUAAUAGUAAAAGUUAUAAAUUAUAUAUGAACUUUUCUAAUUUGGUCUGAGUGUUCUGGUCUGAUCUCAUUUUUUUAUUUAGUAUGAUAUGAUUUGAAUGUUUUGGGCUAAUAAUAUGAUCUGUCUGUUUUGGUCUAAUUUCCUCCUUCUCUCUCUCUCUCUUUUCCAUUAGAGUUGUUCCAUCUUUUUGUUUGGAACUAAUUAAAUCUUUCCAUAAUAAUGAUAAUAUAAUUUUUAUUAACCAGACCAAUAAAUGACUGGCAUGUCACUACUUUGUAACCAUAUCUUAAAUAUUUAAUGAAAAUUGGAUUCCUUAUGUGUCACAACUAUUAUGUAAAUGUUCACUUUUCAUAAUAUACAUUUAAACUCAAAUUUUUCUAUAGAUUUGGUAUUUCAUUGAUUUAUAGCUCAAUUUUUACAAUAGUAUUUUUAUAUAUGAAAUUUGGUGUCAUAUGAAAGAUCAUAACAGUAUAUGAUUUUUGUUUUGUACAUUGUGAAUUUUGGAGUGAUACACCAAAUAAGUUUGUUGGAUUAAAAUAAAUAGUAGUGAUGCACCAAGGUGGAUAGUAAUGAUGUACUAAGUGAAUAAAAGUGAUGCACCAAGUGAACUUAGACUAAUUAAAUGAUUUCUAUUAUAAUUGGAGUACAAAAAAGGAAAAAAUCUCCUCUCCUUUCUUCAUAUAAACUGACGUGAUUAAAGUGAAUAAUAAUGACCCACAAGUAAAUAGUAGUGAAGCACACAGUGAACUUGAAUUCAUUAAAUGUUUUGAUAGUAGUGAUAAUAGCUUUUUUUUUUUACGUACAGCGAUAAUAGAUUUUUUAUUAACUAAUGAGAAACUGACACAUCAUUGAUUUAUAACUCGGUUUUAUUGGAUAAAAUAAUAUUAUUUUUAUUUUAUACGUAUUAUAUGCACUAUUGAUGACAUAUGAAUGAUCAUAAAAAUUUACGAAUUUUGAUCUAAUGAAUUUUAUUUGUUGAAGCGAUAAAAUUACUUUUCAUUGCGUUUGUAUACUUUAUAUGUAUAUACUGGAUAAUCUAGUGUAAAGUAACUUUGAGCAUGAUUGAUAAUCCUAUUUUUUUGACUUAUCAAUCAACAUUUUCACCAAACACGUAACUUUUAAUUUCGCGCGAUAAAUUGUGUAAUACUCCAGAAUAAGAAAAAGUAAGGUUGAAGAUACUUUUCUGGCUGUAUUGACCGAAUUUACUGUAGAAGAUCAUUUUAGUUAUCUUUUAGUAUACUUUUCUUUUCUUUUAUUGAAAAAAUAUAUCUUAAAUAUAAUUUAUUCAAAAAUCAACUAAAUCAAUCAAAUCAGCCACUGUAGACUAAGUUGAUUCAGCAGAAUAAGUUGAUUCAGCUGAUUCUGUUAUUACCAGGUACAUAUAUAUGCUUAAGUUACGUAUGCAAUUUGUUUUUGCAAGAGCUUAACUUUUAUAAAUUGACAUAUUCUAUAAAAAAAUAGAAAAAUUCAUUUUUGAAAAACCGAAAUCAAUAAUCAAAACAAAAGUUGAUUAAGGAAUUCAUCGUUUGUAUAUUUGAUCUAUUUUAAUAGUGUGAAUGUUUCAAUUUAUAUGUACGAUUUCUUCCACUUUUUUCUCCCAGGUCUUCAAUGUUUUUCCUCCAAUUUUUUCUCCUACUUUUUCUCUUAUUCGUUUUCUACAUUACUGUUUUAAUUAAACUAGUAUUGUACCCGUGCGAUGCACGGAUAUAAAUUUUCAUUUAUGAUAAGAUUAAUAGUAAUGCUAUACAUAGUAACUAUUUGAGUGAAUUUGACUUUGCACCCAACUUCUUGGGUGAUAUUGGAUUUUGUACCUCAUUUUCAAAAAACUUUGACUUUGCACAGUAUUUUGUCAAUAUUUUGUAUUGUACUGUAUUGUUUUGAUGAAGAUUUGUUUACCAAAUAAAAAGUGUAACUUUAUUUAGGGUCAUCCAGAAAAGGAACAUGACUUUAAUUUAGGGAAGGAGUGAAUAUCAUUUUACUAUAAAUAAAACUCAAAAGAAACUACCACCUACAGCUUGAGAUAAACUGGAGGAAGUAAACUCGAAAAGUUUGUUUAGAAAUAGUGAUGCCUACACUUUCCUAUCAAUUAUGCUUUAUUGCAAUAUUCGUUUAUGGCGAGUGAUGAUAAAUUUAAAGUUUGGCUUACAUAAGGUGAAUAUUAUCAAUAUAUAAUUAUCAUAAAUAUUGGACUGAAAUUUGUUGGUCUGGUCUAAUCUGACCUGGUCUGCCCUGAUCUAUGUGUAUUUUAUAACUACGAAUGUCUGAUCUGGUCUGAUCUGCUCCCAGACCGAAAAUAAUCCAAAAGAAAACAUCCUAAUUGACAACAUUUAAUUAUCAUAAUUUCCAAAUGAGAUAUUAAUGAGUUAGGAUAUACUCCGUAUAUGAAGUACUUUUACUAUGAUCCACUUUUCUAUACAAAGCAAUACCGAGUAAUAUACUACUCCGUACGUAUUUAGUUGGAUAAAGGGACUUCAAGAAUAAUAGACACAUUCAAUUCAACUUUAAUUGACCAAAUAUUGAUCACAUAAAGAGUAAUAUACCACUUUUCUAUACAAAGCAAUAUUUAAGUGCUAUACUCCAUGUAAAGAGUGAAUGAGUAAGAUAACCAAACAACAGUAACAAAUAUCUAAACAAAUACGGGACUCACAAGUCAGAAUUCACAAAAAAAAUUAUUGGUGCACCAACUAUUAUAUUCCGUAUUUAAUUAUCGACCAAUGCAUAACUGAACGUGAAAGAAGUUACUGGCAUGGGAUGUUAUACGUAGUAACAUAUUGCACCAGGAGUGAUUUAACAACUUUUCUCUUCUAUGUCAUCAUGAGCACAUGAUUGAAGAGCAGGGACGGUUAUUUCCACCAGGUUUGGUUUUUAUAUACUCCGUUACACAAAGAUUUUCGGCCUUCACGCCCGUAUUUGUCCAGUCAUAACUUUUGAAGCACGCAGGAACCAUCGUAACUUUUGAAGAAGCAACAGUUAUUAUCUUCUUUCUUAAAUAGGAACGGUUACUAUCCUGGUUUCUCUUUUUAUAUUAGUAUAGAUUACUAUGUUAACCAAUAAGAGUGAGGCACAUCAGCAAUUUAUAACUGAGUUUUACAAUUAAAACAAUAGAUUUGUUAAAAUAAUGAGUAAACACGGGAAAAUCUUUGUGUACACGGCGGGUUACACGCCCGUGUAUACAGCUUAAAAAGCCCCACCGCCAAAGUAACUAACCCACCCCACCCCCUCUCUGCCGAAAUAACCUCCCCCAAAAUUCCUCCACGUACGCCCGCUUUUGAAAAAAAACCGCCACCCCCCUCUCUUCCCUUUCUCCCAUGCGGCCGUUCUCUUUCCCCACACCAACGAAAACCGCCCCUACGGAAAAACCAGCCAAACCCACUCCCUUCUUCCAUCGAACUCCUCUCACCGUCGUCUUCUCCGUUCUCCGUCCGCAAAAUCCUAACAACCCACGAAACCCAUCCCCCUCAACAUCUUCCGUCCACCCCGGAAGUUCAUCCCACAAAACCGCGUUCCGAACUCCCGAAACUCAUCCCACAACCCAUCUGUCCCUGGUCUGCUUCACCCCACCAAACCUGUUAGCUUGUGAAAGAAGUUGAAGGCCAUGUCUGAGGUAAAUCGGAAUCGACCAGUGAAAGUGUACAACAGAAAUGGUGCGCACUUCUUUGACAGAAAUGGCUCAAAGGAUGGAAUUGCAAAUUCCUCUUAAAGAUUGCUUUCCCACCCAAUACUCUGUACGGUCUUCCUUCUUAGAGGCCUUGGAACUGCUUAGCGAAUGCCUUACAUUGAAGCAGAUGUUGAUGGUUACAAAGAUGCCUUUUGGACACUUGUUUGAUGUUGCACAGCUACAAUUCUCAACUCAACUGAUUCAUUUGUUGUUGUUACGCCUUGUGCGUGACCAGCCCGAGGAUGAGAUGUGGUUUUCCGUGGAGGGAAGGUUGAUGAAAUUCACAUAUGAUGACUUUAAGAGGAUAACUGCAAUCCAAGAUCCUGUCGAGUAGCCAGCGUAUGAUGUUAAUGAUCAGUUGGGAGUCGUUGACAAAUACUUUGGUGGAUGUGAUGAUGUAAGCUAUGGAAAGUUUAAGGCGAAAAUUAUAGAACUCGGCGGUACCCCCCCGUGACGAAGAAGAUUUCAUGGACCGUGUGAAGUUAUGUUCUUUGUUUUUGGUCCAUUGUUGUCUGCUAGCCAGGAAUCCGCAAACAAGAAUCCAUCCGGAUUAUUUGCGGCUGGUUGAUGACUUCAAGCAAUUUCAGUCUUGUCCGUGGUCAGUGGAGUCGCAUAAGGAGACGGUGAAGAACCUAAAAAAGACGAUGAAAGGGCAGCCACAGAAGUUCAAAGAUAACAACGAAAGUAAUCCGAAGUAUCGACAAUGCAAAGUUCAGUUUGUAUGGCUUUCCAUUUGUUUUGUAAGUAUUGAUGUCAUUGUCUGUAUGGAUGUGUACUUCAGAAUUUAAUGUCUGUAUAUGUUAAUAAGUUGUCUGUAUGUAGGUCUGGGCAUACGAGGAGCUGUCAGUCCUUGCGUCUAAUUUUGCUAAAAGAAGGGUGGUGUGUAAUAAAGACAGACCAAUGCUGAAAUGGAGUGCUGAUGGGGUUUUCC